This is a messenger RNA of Heterostelium album PN500, 2133 nucleotides long. RefSeq lists its product as uncharacterized. NCBI's taxonomy places the organism in Eukaryota, Evosea, Eumycetozoa, Acytosteliales, Acytosteliaceae. Bases 1 to 2133 code for a protein of 710 amino acids. Gene Ontology annotation, molecular function: protein kinase activity; ATP binding. Gene Ontology annotation, biological process: protein phosphorylation. The record is from RefSeq and is a predicted model, not a curated record. The transcript is spliced from 2 exons.
AUGAUCCAUAACCAACCAAAUUUGCAGAAUCAACAAUCGAAUAUCAAUGACAAUGUAUCUACACCUGUAGAUUCAUCAUCGCCAAUUUAUAUUUCUUCUGAUGAAAUAACAACAAGAUAUACUCCACCUCCAGUUAUAAUUAGAUUGAAAGUGUUACUAAUUUUUAAAAGAUCAAUUCGAAGAUCAAGAUAUGAAGAGGAUUUCUUUGAACUUGAGAGAAUAGGAAAGGGUGGAUAUGGAUCUGUAUAUAAGGUACAAAAUCGUUUGGAUGGACUGUUCUACGCGCUCAAAAAGAUACCAUUUAAGAAUACCUCACAGACCUACCUCGAAAAGGUUCUACGUGAGGUAAAAACACUGGCAUCUUUGAAUCAUGUAAAUAUUGUUAGAUAUCAUUCCGCUUGGUUGGAGACCGACGAUCUUAGUAUUCCAAUCAAUCAUUCUGGAUCAAAAUUUGAAUUUUCACCAUCCAUACAACAACAACAACAACAACAGCAACAACAGCAUGUAAAACAAAACGGUAUUUUAAAUUUUAUCGAUGGCAAUUGGGGAACAUCCGAAACGUUUGAUGACGACGACGAUGACGAGUAUGAAGACCAAACCAUUGAAAUCGACACAGCGAAACCAUUCAAAGCUCAGCAGAAUACGGUAGCAUUGGAACAGCAACAACAAGCUAUUUUCGAUGAGGAAUCAGACCAUGACAACAGUUUGAAUCGUUUGCAAUUCCCUCCAGAGAUGGAGGAGUUACAGCUCUUCCAGAAGCAGACCAAAGCAGAGCCAAUGUUUUAUGAUGACGACGAUGAGAGUUCGGCUGGCACAGCAACCGGUGGUCACCACAGUCUCUUCCGUCAACCAAAGAAGCACUUUACAAGCUUUAGUUUGGAUGAGGAAGACGAUGACAACCUUUCGUCGUUCAACAGUUCAUCUUCAUCAUCAUCAUCAAACUCAUCGAAUUUUGACGAUUCCGAUGCCUAUCUCUAUCAACACCAUCAAGCUACACUCAUACCAAAUCCACCACAGAAAUCAACCACUCCGCCUAUUUCAAUGCCAUCAAGAAACAACAACAACAACCACGCGAACAACAACAACAAACAAUCACCACCAAAAUCACUAUCGUCCCUCUCAUCCUCAUCUUUUCGUAUUACUACACUCUUUAUUGUAAUGCAGUUGUACAGUCAGACAUUGGCACAGUGGCUAGAGAAUCGUGCACCCGACCAAAUCAACUCUGAGGAGAAUCUACGUAUCUUCAAACAGAUUUGUGUUGGUCUGCGUUAUAUCCACUCAAAGGGUAUUAUUCAUCGCGAUCUCAAGCCUGGCAAUAUCUUCCUUGGACGAAUCGAUACUCCUUCACCGGGAGGGUGCUCAGAUCAUCCACUAGAUGACGACAUCUCUGGUGAUCUGCUGGUUUCUCUUGGUGAUUACGGAUUGGCAACACACCACAAUCCUUCUUCAACAUCGCCCACUCCAUCGCCAACACCAACCUCCACACCUUCACUGCUACCAGUGAAUACACAUUCACUGUUGAACUCUAUUGUAAGCGCACCACUUGACCAGUCAUCCAACUCUACUACCACUACACCUACUCAACAACAGCCACAGCUACCACCACUCAGCUCAACACCAUCGUCUUCGCUCACCUCGUCUCUGAGUCGCUCCUCAGAGCACUGUAAACAUACUAGCGCCGUUGGAACGCUGACCUAUAGCAGUCCCGAGCAAAAGAAGGGCUUGUACAAUGAAAAGACCGACAUCUACAGUCUGGGAAUCAUCCUGUUUGAACUCUACUACCCAUUCUCAACAAAGAUGGAAAAGGCAAGAGUACUCUCCGAGCUCAGAGCUGGCAUCCUGCCAAAGCAAUUUGCCAAGACCUACCCAAAGGAGUCUGCACUCAUUCUAUCGAUGAUGCGAACCAACCCCGAUGAGAGACCUGCAGCCAGCGACGUCUUGAAGAGUGAAAUCUUUGGUCAAGUACUCUCGGUCUCUGAGAUGGAAGUGCUCAUCAAGCAACAACAGAAUAUCAUUGAAAAGCUCAAGCAAGAGAUCUAUCAGUUAAAGUCGCCAUCGAUCAAUGCUCACACAAAUUCGCCACCUGUAUUUCAUCAUGCACCCAAUAACGACCAUAUCUUAAUGGCUGAGUAG